AAGAGACGGAAAUAAGGACCAAUCAUCUUCCUCAUGUCAUAUGGUGAAGGCUUUCACGGACGCACUGAGCGUAUCCGCCAGGUGCCCCAGUAUGACCAGGUUCCCCAAGGGUCUAUACCAGGAGAUGAAUCCUAUGAUCUUCGACCGCUUAGAGAACAAAACACUCUGCUUGCUCCAAGUGCUGAUCCCCUACCACCACCACCUCUGCAGGACAGCCCUCCUGUGGGACCUGAGUUUGACCCAAGUAGCAGUGAGGACAUCACAGAUCCAGACCCUGACCCUGCUGUUGACUUUGACAUCAAACCAGUUCAUCGCUUUAUUCCAGAUUCCUGGAAGAACUUCUUCAGAGGCAACAGUGGCCGGAGCAGUAGCAAACCCUGGCCCAUGUCUGCCUCCUCGAGCAACAAUAACAAUAGCAGCAGUGAAGCAGUGCGUUGCUCACCUCCUCACUCCCCUUCUUUUCCUGGCUCAUAUUGUGAUCCCUAUGGGGGGUCAGGCAGCAGCUGCAACUCCCGUAAGGAGUUGCUGGAAUUACGGGAGCCCCAUGAGUCCAUAUCAGCACAUACCCAGCACACAGGUUUGACCUACAGUGAGCGAGUGCAGGAGUACCACCAACGCUACGCCUACAUGAAGUCCUGGGCAGGUCUGCUUAGGAUUCUGGGGUGCAUUGAGCUACUAUUGGGAGCAGCAGUAUUUGCCUGCGUCUGCGCCUAUGUGCACAAAGACAAUGAGUGGUUCAACAUGUUUGGAUACUCCUCUCCUGGUGGAGCAUAUGGUGGAUAUGGAGGAGGACUAUACGGCUCAGGUACAGGUGGGGCCUACUACACGGGUCCUAAGACUCCUUUUGUUUUAGUGAUAGCAGGACUGGCCUGGUUGGUGACUGUAAUAGUGCUAGUGCUGGGGAUGACGAUGUACUACCGCACCAUUCUGCUGGACUCAUCCUGGUGGCCUCUGACUGAGUUUACCAUAAAUCUUGCUGUGGCAGUACUGUACCUGGCAGCAGGGAUUGUCUAUGUACGAGACACAACUCGCGGAGGCCUGUGUUCCUACCCUGUGUUCAAUAAUGGCAUUAAUGGUGCAUUCUGCCGAACGGAGGCUGGCCAGACUGCUGCUAUCAUCUUUCUCUUUGUCAAUAUGAUAUUGUAUCUGAUUGGAGCCAUGGUGUGUCUGAAGCUUUGGAGACACGAAGCUGCUCGUAAAUAUCGGGAUAGACACGGUCAAGAGUUGCAGUCUUCAGUGGUGGUUGGUUCACAUUCCUUGGCGGCUGCGGAGCCUCCUCACAACUCUCAAGAGUCUGCGCAGUGUUUCCCCGUAGUUGCCACCGAGGCCACCCAGAAGCCAGGACAUCGUCAGGUUCUCCAAGGAGCCAUUCCAUCAGGACACAUUCCCAAACCUGUUGUCAUGCCAGACUACAUGGUUAAAUACCGGGCCAUCCAUUCGGAUGAUGAGCGGGACCAGUACCGGGCCGUGUUUAACGACCAGUAUGCUGAGUACAAGGAGCUGCACUCCGAGGUGCAGGCUACGCUGAAGAAGUUUGAGGAGAUGGACGCCAUGAUGUGCAGCCUUCCUCAGCACCCUCACAGCCAGAUGGAGUAUGAGCGCAUGAACCGGAUCCUGCAGGACUACCAGAGGAAGAAAAACGAUCCCACUUUCCUGGAGAAGAAGGAACGGUGUGAUUACUUAAAGAGCAAACUCUCCCACAUUAAACAGAGGAUCCAUGAGUACGACAAAGUCAGGGGGUGUGAUGACGUCUACAGCUGAAACCGCCGCGGCCGCCUCGCAGCUCCGCUGGACACUACAGUAACACUACUGAGACCUCUUGACUUUCUGCACUGAAAAUGGGACCAAACUGGACCAAGGUUGUGUGACUUUGCAUCACUGUGAUGUUCAGUCAGACACGGCGGAUAAGAACUGCAGCGUCCCAGCAGUGAGGUUGUGCAUUUGUGAUGCGUUUCUGGUCUGUUUGUUUCUGUCACCUCUGACCUUUAAUCGUCAGUAUCAUGAAAACAUGGAGUCUGGUUUGCACGUGUGUAAAUGCGACUAGCUGAAAGAACGGUUUCCCUUAAGAUGCUCUGAAUAUGCGAAGGACACCGAUUUGUGUAUGAUGCCGUGACUACGACCGUCGUUGUGGCUCUCCGCGUAAUGCCACAAACGAAGCUGGGCUCCGCUGGUGAAUGUUUUCUGAAUAUGUAGAAGAUUUUAUUAGUGUUGCUGGACCUGGCGAGACGAAGAAGUUGUGCCCAAAGCUUUUCCCAAACGCAAGCACAUUUCCCCCGUCAGCCACUUGGUGCGGGCCAUACCGGGGCCCAGCUCGGCAUGCCUCGCACAACCCCCGUCACACCGGGUACAGCCUUCUGCUCCCCUCGUCGUGUCGUGGGAUGUGUCGGGGUACCGGCCACUGGUCCACCUGACAAGCACCUCCUGAACUGGGAUUCCCGUCUGAAACUGGAUUAUUGAAAUGCUCUUGUGACUGGACUGACUGCACGUUGUCUGUAUUUUGGAUGAGAAUCACUUAGCAGGAAGUUAGCCUACACUACCAUGGGAUUAUGGGUUUUAUAAAGAAACUUUAUCAACUGCUUUUUUUUGUUGAAGUUACUGCUCUUGUUCUGCCAUCUCCUAGAUAAUGUGUGCUGUGCGGGACGUGUUUUUGCAGGAAUGUCCCGCAUGCCUUAUUAUAGGCUGUAUAAGUCGCUGCUGUGUAUUUUCUGUUGUGCUGUCUGUACCAGACCGUACCGUUCUCCUGAUGACGUGGCCUACGUCGACCAUAUAACUGACUGCUGUGAUUAAUACGCAACCAAUAA
Messenger RNA from Lampris incognitus (smalleye Pacific opah), 2801 nucleotides. It is a transcript of the gene marveld2a, whose product is annotated as MARVEL domain containing 2a. Lineage: Eukaryota; Metazoa; Chordata; Actinopteri; Lampriformes; Lampridae. The transcript is spliced from 8 exons. Gene Ontology annotation, cellular component: cytoplasmic vesicle; bicellular tight junction; apical plasma membrane. Gene Ontology annotation, biological process: bicellular tight junction assembly. The coding region runs from base 34 to 1761 and encodes 575 amino acids. The record is from RefSeq and is a predicted model, not a curated record.